Molecule: messenger RNA, 1862 nt
Organism: Gastrolobium bilobum
Lineage: Eukaryota; Viridiplantae; Streptophyta; Magnoliopsida; Fabales; Fabaceae
Exons: 6
Coding region: 121-1212 (363 amino acids)
Cellular component (GO): mitochondrial outer membrane
Molecular function (GO): ATP hydrolysis activity; ATP binding
Source: RefSeq, a predicted model, not a curated record
CGUCAGAAAUGCAGAGAGAGAUAGAAAGAUAGGGGGGAAUUGAAAAGAAGGAGGAAUUUUGAUUAUAAAUUAAUCUGUAGCAUUAUUGGAAUUUGAAGUUUUGAUUGUUGAAAAUAAAGAAUGGGAGGUUCAUCGGAAACGAAGAUCCUACAAGACCUGUUGUUGUACGCGGCGAGCGCGGCGCUGAGUUGCUUGGUAUUGUUCGCGGGGCUCCGACACUUCGACCCGAACCGCGAGGCAUCGAAGAAAGCUCUUGAGCAUAAGAAAGAGAUUGCCAAGCGUCUAGGUCGCCCUCUCAUUCAGACAAACCCUUACGAGGAUGUCAUAGCCUGUGAUGUUAUAAAUCCUGAUCACAUUGAUGUGGAGUUUAACUCUAUUGGGGGACUGGAAACAAUCAAGCAAGCUUUGUUUGAGCUUGUUAUUCUGCCUUUAAAAAGACCGGACUUGUUUUCACAUGGUAAGCUUCUUGGACCACAAAAGGGGGUUCUGUUGUAUGGACCGCCUGGCACUGGAAAAACCAUGCUUGCCAAAGCUAUUGCUAAGGAGUCGGGAGCAGUUUUUAUUAAUGUGAGGAUAUCAAACCUGAUGAGCAAGUGGUUUGGUGAUGCACAAAAGCUUGUGGCUGCUGUAUUUAGCUUGGCUCAUAAGCUCCAGCCUGCCAUCAUAUUCAUUGAUGAGGUUGACAGUUUUUUGGGUCAGCGUCGUACAACAGAUCACGAGGCUUUGUUAAACAUGAAAACUGAGUUCAUGGCUCUGUGGGAUGGAUUUACCACUGAUCAGAAUGCCCGAGUUAUGGUCCUUGCAGCAACUAAUCGUCCUUCAGAACUUGAUGAAGCAAUACUUCGGCGUCUUCCUCAAGCCUUUGAAAUUGGAAUUCCGGACCAGAGGGAGAGGGCUGAGAUAUUAAAGGUUAUCUUAAAGGGUGAGAGGGUUGAAGAGAACAUAGACUUUGGUCAUAUAGCUGGCUUAUGCGAGGGUUACACUGGUUCGGAUCUAUUUGAUCUUUGCAAAAAGGCUGCCUAUUUUCCUAUUAGAGAAAUACUGGACGAAGAGAAGAAAGGGAAACGAUCUCCUGCACCUAGACCUUUGUCGCAGUUAGAUUUGGAGAAGGCCCUUGCCACUUCACAGAAGACAAAGGUUGCUGCAAGUGAAUACGGUGGAUUAAGCCUACAGUCACCUUCAAGAUGGUCAGUGCAUGGUGAGUCAGAGUAAGCUUAAGAUUCAUCAAGACGAUGCAGUUAGCAAGUUGUCAACAGCCAUCAAUGAUUGAGGCCUCUGGGAAAUAACUGGCAUUGGAGUGGGUUCGGCAGGGUUAUACUUUUAAGCAAUGUGGGUCAGUAAGCAUCCCUGUGUUUUGUUGUCUUUCUGGUCCACCCGCAUAAGAUGAUGAUUAACUCAAACCCUUGAAAGGUGCAAGCUCUUCCCAUCACAUUCAUUCAUUAUAGUUAGGAGUUGGGACCACAAAUUUGUACCUUUUUUCCCCUCUCAAACAUAUUUCUACAGUGUAGGCAGGACCACAACGUAGGGGACGUAUCUUCCCUAACACGUCCCGUUUGUGGCUUGGUUGACGGCCUACCUCGUGGUUCCAUCAUUGCUUACUACUUUUAAGGGUAGAGAAAAGAUUAAGAAAUUGAAUAUCGAAAAAAAUUAAGAAAAUGGAAUAACUAAAGAUACAUUGGCAUGCACGAUUGAUCACAAUCCAAGAAGGGACGGGAUAUCUUUCUUUUAGGAUUUUGGAAUUGGAAGUGGCUAUUCAUUCUGUUUGGAAAUAUUGCCGUCAUUAUCUUAGACCUGUAAGUCUUGUGGAGAUAACACCCUCGCAGAUGAUUGGACACAAAUGAAAAAUAAUAUGGUGCUGAAAG